This is a messenger RNA of Rhodamnia argentea, 985 nucleotides long. Its product is annotated as nuclear transcription factor Y subunit B-6. Gene Ontology annotation, molecular function: DNA-binding transcription activator activity, RNA polymerase II-specific; RNA polymerase II cis-regulatory region sequence-specific DNA binding; protein heterodimerization activity. The transcript is spliced from 2 exons. Gene Ontology annotation, biological process: regulation of transcription by RNA polymerase II. The coding region runs from base 63 to 662 and encodes 199 amino acids. Lineage: Eukaryota; Viridiplantae; Streptophyta; Magnoliopsida; Myrtales; Myrtaceae. The record is from RefSeq and is a predicted model, not a curated record. Gene Ontology annotation, cellular component: CCAAT-binding factor complex; nucleus.
GUGAACAGAUCAUCACUGGAGAGAGAGAGAGAGGGGGGGUUGAUUUGACUGUGCAAGGAGGGAUGGAACGUGGCUUCCAUGGCUAUCGCAAGCUCCCCGGCAACGCCAGCCCUGGACCCGAAAUCAGCAUGACGGUCGCCGACGGAAACCUCGCUGCUGCUGCUGCUGCUGCUGCAAAUAGCAGCAACAACCAUUCGAAUGCGGAUGAGAACAGUGAGUGCACCGUGAGGGAGCAGGACCGGUUCAUGCCCAUUGCGAACGUGAUCAGGAUCAUGCGCAAGAUCCUCCCCCCGCAUGCGAAGAUCUCGGACGACGCCAAGGAGACGAUCCAGGAGUGCGUGUCCGAGUACAUCAGCUUCAUCACCGGGGAGGCCAACGACCGGUGCCAGCGCGAGCAGCGGAAGACCAUCACAGCAGAGGACGUCCUUUGGGCCAUGAGCAAGCUUGGCUUCGACGACUACAUCGAGCCCCUGACUAUCUACCUCCACCGAUACCGUGACAUGGAAGGCGACCGCGGGUCCCUGAGGGGCGAGCCCUUCAUGAAGAGGGCGGUCGACUACGGCAACUUGGGGGUUCCUGCUACUUUCACUCGGGGAUUCCCGAUGGCCGGCCCGGCUGGCCCCCACCCUGCUUACUUUGGAGCUCCGCCGAUGGGCGGGUAAUUCAAAGAUGGGAAUGCUAGCCAUGAGGGCUCUUCAAAUGGGGCUAUUGGAAAUGGUGAGGCUCGUGGCCAGUUCGAAUGAUGCAUCAUGUUAUCUUGAAUGUAGGUGGACAGUAACCUAGCUGUUUGAAUUCCCUUUUUUUUUUCCUUACCAAUGAAAGAAAGGUAAGUAGCUUGUUAACGGAGGAGGCUGGAGUCUUAUUGGAACUGAGUUUGGAGUGUAGAUUGUGGGAAAUAAAACAGUAACAUCUUGUCAUUUUCCUGACUUCAACUUGAAGCACAAGUACAAGAAAGACUUGUUUUGUUUUCUAGAGUACAACAUCU